This is a messenger RNA of Aspergillus nomiae NRRL 13137, 1524 nucleotides long. RefSeq lists its product as uncharacterized. Lineage: Eukaryota; Fungi; Ascomycota; Eurotiomycetes; Eurotiales; Aspergillaceae. The record is from RefSeq and is a predicted model, not a curated record. The transcript has a single exon. Bases 1 to 1524 code for a protein of 507 amino acids.
AUGCCUUACAAGAUUUACUUCACUACAGCAAGCGAGACGCCUGUCCCCCCCGUAUUCAGGCUCAAGAGAAGUUGGGGGGCGAUAAAGUAUGCAGAUGGUGGCAAUGAGAAUGACGCAGCAUCGCCCUCGGUUGUUGGCCAGCCCUUCUUCGACGAAGGCACACUGCAUCCUGCUCAAAGGAUAGAGAUUCUAGAGGGGUACUCCAGCGACAUAUCCGAGACUGACUCAGUACACUCAGAUGACUCUGCCGACUUGGAGAUCAGAGAGCCGGGAAACGAGCCUCCUACGUACAGCGUGAGCCAUCCUUGGGAGGUUGUGGAUUACCACUUGUACCUCUGCUCCGUUGAAAGGGGGAAAGACACACAUGCGCGACGCAAUGGGAUGUUCGUAUAUGACGGUAUUGAUUGUCGCCCUGUGUAUUACAGUGAGCUAUUGGAAGAACAUGCUUUUGAGCCAUGUACUGUUGGUGAAGAACCUCAGUUCCUAUUUUGGAACCUUCCCAUUGCCGAUUUGGGGCCUUCCUUCAAUGGUAGACACUAUGUCCUGGGAUUUGACUAUAACAACCGAGCCUUAUUCGCCCGCCAUUUUGAGUGGAUGCCCAACAAGACCGAUGAUCUUUGGUGUGUGUGGGACCUUGGGUUCACCAUGUACAGUAUCACCAUACCGGAUCUCAUCAUUCUUCUAGAGUCUGGGCUUUCUGAGGAUGUGCAUGUUGGCAUGGGAAUCCUUAGCUCAAGCCCUUAUUGCAUAGCCAUGGGAUCAUGUGAUGAUCCAGGGAUGGAGCUCGUCAUUACUGUUCUCUUCUGCCGGUGGGUGCUGGACUUCGCGGAGGUUAUCUUCGAGCAGGACGGAAAUAUCAUGGAGAGAUUCAAAGCGAGGCUCACCCGUUACAUGGAAGAAUGUCGUAUUAUCCUGGCACGGGCCUCGUAUAGGGCAUGGUUUGUUUCACAGGGCGACUAUACGAAGGCAACUUACCAGCGGAACUCAUCUAUUGGCAAGUUCACUAGCGACCUUUUCACGUUUAGCAAGUCCGUAGAAGAUGGCAGCUUGAAAACCCAGUCUUGGUGUGCACCAGGCUUGGAUACUUGCAACAUACUCCGUCACCAGGACCGGGUCCAGAGAAGGGCAGAGACGGAGCAACGACUUGAAAGUCUCUUCACCAUUCCGGAGGUUGACGCACCUCCUGAAUCUCCAGAGGAGGUUCUGGGAGGGAUGGUAGCCAGGUCCAAAGGGAGUCUAACUGCAUUGUGCCCCGCUAAAACUCCCAGAACUCCACCCCUAUCUAAGUAUGAGUCGAUUCCUUUCUACCGCUGGAGUUCAAUGUCUCCCGAAGCCGUUAAAUUUGAGGAUGAAGCGUACAAUGGGCUCGAAGGGACCGAGUACCACAAAACCCCACUUUCUCUCCUCCUGAAGCAGAUUCUUGGCCUAAUCGAGACCCGGCCCGAAUUGGAUUGCCUUGAAAAUCGUGCUCAUUUUGGAGGGUUGCUGAGUGCACUUGGAAUGGGACUCCAACAAAGGCCGUAA